Molecule: messenger RNA, 621 nt
Organism: Phialemonium atrogriseum
Lineage: Eukaryota; Fungi; Ascomycota; Sordariomycetes; Cephalothecales; Cephalothecaceae
Exons: 1
Coding region: 1-348 (115 amino acids)
Source: RefSeq, a predicted model, not a curated record
AUGUGUUCCGGGGCAAUCACCAUGCUCGCCUGCGGCCACACGCUCACCCACCAGAGCACAACGCACUGCAAUAUCCAGCACGAACCGAUCAGCGCCCUGCAGGACUGCUGUUCCGAAUGUUACCCUCCGAUCCACAUCCGCGAGAUCAACCAAAAGUACGACUCGUUGAGGGAAGACACGAUGAGGGGGAUACGGCAAGCUACCUCGGAGCAGCGAUUCCAGGACGUGGGGGUUCUGAAGAAGGAGUCGAGGUUCAACGAGGCUGAGAGAGCAAAGAAGCUCGGGCGAUGGAAGAACGUCAAGUAUCGCUGGGAAGAGGUGGUCUGGCCAGGGAAAGAGGAAGAGUAAGUGUGAUGGAGGUUUUAUCCCUACCUAGCUAGUUCCCAUACAACACUACUUCUUCCAGAAAGAAAGAGGAAGAUAAGCCACAAAACAGAGGCCCCCCUUUCAAGCCUACCUUUUACAGACUCAUCCACACCCCCUAAUCAAGAGAUCCACAUACAUAUUAUUUACAUAUCCCUACAGCAGCCCACUCCGCUUCCCGAGCGGCGCCGUCCCAAUUCAACUUACAGAUUACCAAGGCCCCGUGAAAGUCUCGGUCGCCAGAGGCGACGGCAACUC